CGGAGCUGCUGCUGCUCUAUCUGGCGCAGGACAGCAUUGGUUCGCAGUUAUCUCUUCACGACACAAUCCGCAAUUCAGCUUCUCAACCAGUUCUGUCAUUACCAGCCCUUCAUCGGAGGACAAAUAAUGGUCUAAUAGAGAGAUCAGCAUUUCCCGUCCUGUACCACACCCUUCUCCUUCGCAAUGACCACCAAAUAUCUCGCCGUCUCCGUCCCCUCAUCCAUCACCCCCUCUGGUCAUAAAGACGAUGCAUUUGCUUCUCUCCAGAAGGCUGUCAACCCCGCGAAUGGAGACGUCUUGGGCUUCAACCUUCCAGAUUUCAAAGUGGGCACUCUAGAUGCUUUAUUACAACAGACAGAGGAGCUAGCUAAGCUUGAGGGCUUGUGCAAUGCCGUGGUCGGCAAGGUGGGCGAUACUCUAAAGAACAUCCUCGAUGGAGAUGAGGACAAGAUGGCCCAGCAUAAGAGCGUGAAUGACAAACCUCUCGACCAAUAUCUCAAGUCGUUCUCAUGGAACAAAGUCAAGUAUCGAGCAGACAGGCCUAUCUCAGAACUGAUCGACUUGCUACAAAAGGAAGCCAACUCAAUCGAUAAUGAUGUCCGGUCCAAAUACAACCAAUAUAACAAUCUUCGCACUACCCUACAGACCUUGUACCGCAAGCAAACAGGCAACCUCUCAACCAAAUCUCUCGUUUCCAUAGUCAAUCCUGACGUCCUCGUUUCCGAUUCGGAACACCUCGAAACCCACUUGAUUGCUGUCCCCAACAAUUAUGUCAAAGAUUUCCUCAAAACGUACGAAACCCUCGCCCCUUUCGUUGUCCCGAGAUCGGCAUAUUUCAUUUCAUCCGACGACGAGUUCUCUCUCUAUGCAGUAACCACCUUCAAAAAACAUUCGCCAGAAUUUGUCCACAAAGUCCGAGAGAAGAAAUGGAUUCCCCGCGAUUACAAAUUCAAGGCUGGCGGAAAGGAGGAGGAGGCCAAAGAGCUGAAAAGGAUUGAAGCCGAGGAGAAGAAGGUCUGGGGCGAGACCUUGCGCUUGGGUCGGACAGGCUGGUCCGAGGGUGUCAUGGCUCUCGUUCAUGUCGUGGUGCUCAGAGUGUUUGUCGAGACCGUCCUGAGAUACGGGCUUCCUCUUGACUAUGUCAGUGUGCUCAUCAAGACUGAUAGCAAACGCGAAAAGAAAGCACUCCAAGGCCUGGAUUCCGAGUACUCAUAUCUUGCUGGUAAUGCCUUUGGAAAGGACAAGAAAGGUCGGCCCAAGAAGGACGAGGGAUCUGGUGGCGGUGACGCAGUUGGUGCCGCUGCAGAGCAAGCCGACUAUAGCCCUUACGUACUAUACUCGAUCGACGUCAACUGAGCCUGUUUAUUGCGCUAAGGCUCGUGUGAGGUGUCCUGGGGAUUUUGGCGGCGUAUGAUGAUCCGGCCGAUAGAGGCCUGGACGAUUUUGAGCAACAGAGAUAGACAUUUUCAGCAGGCGAACCCGGCCGAGUUGCAAUUCCUGUCCUAACAUGGACGGCCAGCGGUACAACUCGAUCAAUAGAAGCCACAGGCCCUGCAUGACAGAAUUCCGUGAAUCUAGCGUUUCCGCUUG
This is a messenger RNA of Exophiala mesophila, 1590 nucleotides long. RefSeq lists its product as uncharacterized. NCBI's taxonomy places the organism in Eukaryota, Fungi, Ascomycota, Eurotiomycetes, Chaetothyriales, Herpotrichiellaceae. The transcript has 4 exons. The record is from RefSeq and is a predicted model, not a curated record. Gene Ontology annotation, biological process: proton transmembrane transport. The coding region runs from base 184 to 1356 and encodes 390 amino acids. Gene Ontology annotation, molecular function: proton-transporting ATPase activity, rotational mechanism. Gene Ontology annotation, cellular component: vacuolar proton-transporting V-type ATPase, V1 domain.